GUCGUCACUGUUUGUUAAUAUUUAUUUUAUGGUGUUUGGUAGAUUUUGUGUAUCAGUUUAUGGCGCGAAUCAAAUUAUUUUUCUGAAUUUAGUGAUUUUGCGGGUGCACUUUUCAUCAUGCCUGCAGUUUUAAAGCAUAUUGAAGUUGAUAACUUUAAAUCUUAUAAAGGAAAACUUAUAAUUGGUCCAUUGAAACCGUUUACAGCGGUAGUGGGACCAAAUGGAUCCGGAAAAUCGAAUUUCAUGGACGCUAUCAGUUUUGUUAUGGGUGAAAAAACAAGCAGUUUACGAGUAAAAAGAUUUAGUGAACUUAUUCAUGGAGCAUCUAUUGGAAUGCCAGUUGCUCGAAGUGCUUCAGUAACAGCUGUAUUUUUACUUGAGGACGGUAAUGAAAAGAGUUUUAUGCGUUCAGUGCAAGGCUCUUCCUCCGAACAUCGUAUAAAUGGAAGUGUUGUAACCAGUCAGACAUAUUUAUCGGAAUUGGAACAAUUAGGAAUAAACGUAAAGGCAAAAAAUUUCCUUGUAUUCCAAGGUGCUGUCGAAUCAAUAGCUAUGAAAAAUCCAAAAGAAAGAACUGCAUUAUUUGAAGAAAUUAGCAAUUCCGGUUUAUUGAAAGCUGAAUACGAACGAUUACGAACAGAAAUGUUACGGGCAGAGGAAGAAACACAAUUUUCUUACCAAAAGAAAAAAGGUAUCGCCGCUGAAAGGAAGGAAGCAAAACUUGAGAAAGAGGAAGCCGAAAAAUAUCAGCGCUUAAAAGAAGAAUACGGAGAAAAACAAAUCGAAUUGCAACUCUUUCGUUUAUUCCACAAUGAGAAAGAAAUCGAGAAUUUAGAAGUGACGCAAAAGAAGAAACAACACGAGGUGGAAAAAAUCGAGAAAAGACGCGAGAAAGCCGAGGAAGUGUUGAAAGAUAAAAAGAAAGAGUCUGGCAAGCUAGGAAGAGAUCUCGCAAAAAUUGAACAGGACAUUCGUGAAAUGGAAGUCGAAAUAACAAAGAAGAGACCAACAUUCAUUAAAGCAAAAGAACGCGUUGCGCAUAUGCAGAAAAAAGUUGAAUCUGCCCGUAAAUCAUUGGCACAGGCAAGAAUCGCCGAUGAGGCGCACAAGAAAGAUAUAAACGAAUUACAGGAGGAAUUACGUCAAGUUGAGGAAGCAAAGGCCACUUAUGAGGCAAGCAUUGCCGGUCAAUCACAAUCGCAAGGCAGAGACGUUCAACUUGAAGACGAACAAGUUCGGGAAUAUAAUCGUCUGAAGGAAGAAGCAGGGAAACAAUCGGCGAGAUAUCUUCAAUUACUUGAUUCCAUUAAUCGUGAGCAAAAGUCGGAUCAAGAUAAACUUGAUAAUGAGGGGCGAAAGAAAACUGAUAUUGAAAAUAAAAUAAAACAAAAGAGACAUAUGCGAGAUGAGGCAGUGAAGAGAGUUGAGAAAUUGGAGGAACAUAUUAGAACAUCCGAAGCCGCUUUAGAGGAGCAAAAGAAAAUGAGGACCGACUUGCAAAGUGAUGUUGGAACAUCGAAGGAUAAAAUUCAAAAUCUUCAACGUGAAUUGGAAAAUAUUUCCGAGCAAUUGGGAGAUGCGAAAGUUGACAAGCACGAAGUGUCAAGAACUAAGAAGAAGACGGAAAUUGUUGAGAAUUUCAAGAAACUCUUUCCUGGAGUCUAUGAUCGAAUGUAUAAUAUGUGCGAACCAAUUCACAAACGGUACAAUGUCGCAAUUACGAAAGUUCUUGGAAAAUAUAUGGAAGCUAUUGUUGUGGAUACAGAGAAGACCGCUAGACAAUGUAUUCAAUAUUUGAAGGAGCAAUAUCUCGAGCCGGAAACAUUUUUACCCUUAGAUUACAUUCAGGCGAAACCUCUCAAAGAACGUCUUCGAAACAUUCAAGAGCCAAGAAAUGUCAAAUUACUUUACGACGUACUUCGUUUUUCGCCAAAGGAUAUUGAUAGAGCUGUUCUUUUCGCGACGAAUAAUGCUCUCGUUUGUGAAACUCCCGAAGACGCUAAUAAAGUCGCUUACGAAAUGGAUAAAAAAGCCCGAUACGAUUGUGUCGCUCUCGAUGGAACAUUUUAUCAAAAAGCCGGUAUUAUUUCCGGUGGUAGUUUGGAUUUGGCAAAAAAAGCCAAAAGAUGGGACGAAAAACAAAUGGCACAACUCAAAUCACAAAAGGAACGAUUAACAGAAGAAUUGAGAGAAAUGCUUAAAAAAUCACGUAAGGAAUCUGAACUUAACACUGUUGAGUCACAAAUUCGAGGUUUAGAAACACGUUUGAAGUACAAUAAAAGCGAUUUAGUUGCUACCAAAAAACAAAUUUCUGAAUUGGAAACUGAAUUGAAUAAACUACAAGGUGAAAUGGAUAAAUUCGGGCCAAAAAUUACCGAAAUUGAGAAUACAAUGUCCGAGAGAGAUCAGAAAAUACAAAACGUUAAGGAGAAAAUGAAUAACGUCGAAGAUGACGUAUUUGCAAGUUUCUGUGAACAAAUUGGCGUUUCAAAUAUUCGUCAAUACGAGGAACGUGAAUUGAGAUCUCAGCAAGAACGUGCGAAAAAACGUAUGGAAUUUGAGAAUCAGUGUAAUCGAAUUUACAAUCAGUUGGAUUUUGAGAAACAACGCGAUACAGAAAGUAAUGUAUUAAGAUGGGAACGUGCGGUUCAAGACGCUGAGGAUAAAUUAGAAUCGGCACGACAAACGGAAUCAAAUCAAAAGGCAGAAAUAGAAAAUGACGAGACGCAAAUGGAAAAAUUGAAAUCACAACGAACUGCGAAAAAAAUGGAAGUUGAUUCUAAAGAUGAAGAAAUUGGUAAAUGUCGUCGGGAAGUUGGUUCAAUAACUAAAGACAUUCAAGCCGCACAAAAGCAACUGAAUUCCGUGGAAAAUAAAAUCGAACAAAGAAAAGCCGAGAGACAUAAUAUUCUCAUGAAUUGCAAGAUGGAGGAUAUUGCAAUUCCGAUGCUUUACGGAAAUAUGGAGGAUAUUGCUGGCGAGACAAACAAUGAUACAACAAAUGAUGCGAAUGUUAGUACACAACAACAAUACGAGCGUGAGAGUAGAAUUACAAUUGAUUAUUCUUCACUCUCGGAUCAUUGGAAAGAUAUCGAUGAAGAUGAUUAUAAAAAGAGUUACGAUAAAUUAAAUAAAUCUAUCAACGAUCUUCAGAAUACAAUCCAACGUAUUCAAGCUCCGAACAUGAAGGCGAUUCAAAAAUUAUAUUUGGCUAAAGAGAAACUACACGAGACAAAUGAAGAGUUCGAGCAAUCGCGUAAAAAGGCGAAAAAAGCAAAAACACAAUUCGAAAAAGUAAAGAAGGAACGACACGACAGAUUUAUGGCAUGUUUCGAACACGUUGCUAACGAAAUUGAUCCUAUUUAUAAGAGUUUGGCAAAAAAUCAAUCUGCCCAAGCAUUCUUGGGUCCGGAAAAUCCAGAAGAGCCUUAUUUGGAUGGAAUUAAUUAUAAUUGUGUUGCUCCUGGUAAACGAUUCCAGCCAAUGUCUAAUCUUUCGGGAGGAGAGAAAACUGUUGCUGCAUUGGCUUUAUUGUUUGCAAUUCACAGUUUCCAACCGGCGCCGUUCUUCGUAUUAGACGAAAUAGAUGCGGCUUUGGAUAAUACAAACAUUGGAAAAGUUGCCAGCUAUAUUAGAGAUAAAACAAGUUCACUUCAAACCAUCGUUAUUUCUCUAAAGGAAGAAUUUUACUCUCAUGCCGAUGCUCUUAUUGGUAUCUGUCCUGACGUUGGAGAAUGUCUAGAAAGCAAAGUAUUGACACUAGAUUUGACAACAUUUCCCACUCACAUUUAAUAUCUAUUUUAUAAUUUGAACAUUCUUUUUUUUGUUUUUUGUCUUUAAUUUUUCAAAUGUAUUUACUUAACACUUGUAUGGUCAAAGAGAAGAAUAAUUGUAAGUAAAUAUUGAACUUUUUCAAAAA
Leptopilina heterotoma is the source of this 3919-nucleotide messenger RNA. RefSeq names its product structural maintenance of chromosomes protein 1A (gene SMC1). Gene Ontology annotation, cellular component: cohesin complex; nucleus; chromosome. The coding region runs from base 118 to 3792 and encodes 1224 amino acids. Lineage: Eukaryota; Metazoa; Arthropoda; Insecta; Hymenoptera; Figitidae. Gene Ontology annotation, biological process: sister chromatid cohesion. The record is from RefSeq and is a predicted model, not a curated record. The transcript is spliced from 19 exons. Gene Ontology annotation, molecular function: ATP binding; ATP hydrolysis activity; DNA binding.